GGGCCGGCCCGCAGCUGGCGGCGCCCGGGCCCGGGGCGGGGGCCGUGGCAGCAGCUGCAGCAGCGGCGGCAGCGCCAGCGCCAGGAGCUGCUGAGGCAGAGGCGGAGGCUGCUCCCGGACGCGUUCGGGCCGCGCAGCCGGAGCCCCAGCCCCGAGGCGCCGGGCGGUGCGCGGGGUGCUGCUGCUGCUGCUGCUGCUGCGCGCCCGCUGCCGCUGGGGCCCCCUCUGCCGCCCGGGCCCGGGCCGCCGCCCGCGCCCCCGCCGACACCCCCCGCGUGUGCGCCUCAGCCGGCACGCCGCCCCCGGCCGGGUCUCCACUUCUCGGCCGCGCCUCCCAUGACAGCGCCCGCUCGAAGAUGGCUGCGAAGGGCGCACACGGCUCCCACCUGAAGAUCGAGAGCGAGCUGGAGCGCUGCCGCGCCGAGGGCCACUGGGACCGCAUGCCCCAGCUGGUCCGGCAGAUGCAGGCGUUGGUCGUGCCCAGCGGCGGAGGCAACCGGCGAGCCAGCCCCAGCGCCGCGCUCUCCUCUCUGGACCCCGAUGACUUGGGGAAAUUGCUUCUGGCCGAGGCCCUCGUGGAGCAGUGUUUGAAGGAGAACCAUGCCAAGAUAAAAGACUCCAUCCCUUUGCCGGAGAAGAAUGAGCCAAAAAUGAAUGAAGCCAGAAACUAUCUGAGCAGUAUCCUUAACCACGGGAAGCUGCCGCCACAGUACAUGUCUGAGGCCAUGCUGAUCCUGGGCAAGCUGCAUUACAUGGAGGGCUCGUACCGAGAUGCCAUCAGCAUGUAUGCACGGGCCGGAAUUGAUGACAUGGCCAUGGACAACAAGCCCCUGUAUCAGAUGCGGCUCCUGGCUGAGGCAUUUGUUAUCAAAGGCCUCUCCCUGGAACGCCUCCCCAACUCCAUAGCAUCCCGCCACCGCCUGACGGAGAGGGAGGAGGAAGUGAUCGCCUGUUUUGAGAGGGCCUCCUGGAUCGCUCAGGUGUUCCUGCAGGACCUGGAGAAGGUCACAAAUAACACCACCUCCCGGCAUCUGAAAGGCCCUCCCCCAGUUGACUUUGAGCUCACCUACUUCCUGGAAGCUGCCCUCCAGAGCGCCUUUGUGACAAACCUGAAGAAGGGGAACGUGGUAAAAGGCAUGAGGGAGCUCCGGGAGGUCCUGCGGACUGUGGAGACCAAAGCAACCCAGAACUUCAAAGUGAUGGCUGCCAAGCACCUGGCAGGGGUUCUGCUGCACUCUCUGAGUGAGGAGUGCUACUGGAGCCCCCUGUCCCAGCCCCUGCCAGAGUUCAUGAGCAAGGAGGAGAAUUCCUUCAUCAUGCAGUCGCUGAGGAAACCUCACCUCUACGAAGGAGACAACCUCUACUGCCCAAAGGAUAACAUCGAGGAAGCCCUCCUGCUGCUCCUCAUCAGUGAGUCCAUGGCUAAUCGUGACGUGGUGCUGAGCCGGGUGCCGGAACAGGAGGAGGACCGGGCGGUGAGCCUGCAGAAUGCCGCCACCAUCUACGAUCUCCUGAGCAUCACUCUGGGCAGGCGCGGGCAGUUUGUCAUGCUCUCGGAGUGCCUGGAGCGAGCCAUGAAGUUUGCAUUUGGAGAAUUUCACCUUUGGUACCAAGUGGCCCUCUCCAUGGUGGCUUGUGGGAAGUCAUCCUAUGCUGUGUCACUGCUGCGAGAGUGUGUGAAGCUGCGGCCUUCAGACCCCACCGUGCCCCUUAUGGCCGCCAAGGUCUGCAUCGGGUCCCUGCACUGGCUGGAAGAAGCCGAGCACUUUGCCACGAUGGUGAUCGAUCUCGGGGAGGAAGCUGGGGAAUUCCUAUCCAAGGGCUACUUGGCGCUGGGUCUCACUUACAGCCUUCAGGCAACUGACGCGACACUGAAAUCCAAGCAGGAUGAAUUGCACCGGAAAGCACUGCAGACGCUGGAGAGAGCACAACAGCUGGCACCCGGCGACCCCCAGAUCAUCCUCUAUGUCUCCCUGCAGCUGGCCCUUGUCCGCCAGAUCUCCAGCGCCAUUGAGCAGCUGCAGGAGGCCCUGAAAGUGUGCAGGGAUGAUGCCAACGCCCUCCACCUGCUGGCGCUCCUGUUCUCCGCCCAGAAACACUACCAGCCCGCCCUGGAAGUCAUCAACAUGGCCAUCACCGAGUAUCCUGAGAACUUCAACCUGAUGUUCACCAAGGUGAAGCUGGAGCAGGUUGUGAAAGGUCCAGAAGAAGCCCUUGUGACCUGCAGACAAAUGCUGCGGCUGUGGCAGACCCUGUACAACUUCUCCCAGCUGGGUGGCCUGGAAAAGGAUGGCAGCUUAGGCGAGGGCCUCACGAUGAAGAAGCAGAGUGGCAUGCACCUGACCCUUCCCGAUGCCCACGAUGCAGACUCUGGCUCUCGCCGUGCAUCAUCCAUCGCAGCUUCCCGGCUGGAGGAAGCCAUGUCAGAGCUGACUGUGCCCAGCUCUGUCCUAAAGCAGGGCCCCAUGCAGUUGUGGACUACGCUGGAACAGAUCUGGCUUCAGGCUGCUGAGCUGUUCAUGGAGCAGCAACACCUCAAGGAAGCAGGUUUCUGCAUCCAGGAGGCAGCGGGCCUCUUCCCCACCUCGCAUUCGGUGCUCUACAUGCGGGGCCGACUGGCAGAGAUGAAGGGCAGCUUGGAGGAGGCCAAGCAGCUGUACAAGGAGGCACUGACGGUGAACCCCGAUGGCGUGCGCAUCAUGCACAGCCUGGGUCUGAUGCUGAGUCGGCUGGGCCACAAGAGCCUGGCCCAGAAGGUGCUGCGAGAUGCCGUGGAGAGGCAGAGCACCUGCCAUGAGGCGUGGCAGGGCCUGGGCGAGGUGCUGCAGGCCCAGGGCCAGAGCGAGGCUGCCGUCGACUGCUUCCUCACCGCCCUGGAGUUGGAGGCCAGUAGCCCUGUGCUGUCCUUCUGCAUCAUCCCCAGAGAGCUCUGACAGGCCCUGCGGCGGGCAGGAGUGCCCAACAGGGAUGGGCAGUCACAGGCAGACAGGGGCAAGCGAGGGCAGGGGAGGCCUGGGGCCUUGGGGAAAUACAUCUCUAGGGACAUGUCUGCAGGCUGCAGCCCUGGUUCUCCUCGCCUCCCCCAUACGCAGUUUUCCUACAGAGCUGGCUGGGAACUGCUCAUCUGGAGCUGGGUGGACCAGAUUUGCAUCAAAAGCAAAUCCCUUGCUCUUUGGGACUCAGGCAGACAUUGUGUCAUUUAUGAGCGAGGAAGUAGCCAGGAGGCACAUCUCCAUGGGGACCCUCCCCAGAGUGGCUGUGCAGCUAAACGUGCAGUAAGGGUCUGUGUGGCUUGGAUACCUCCCACCCAUCUAGAAGGCCUUGUACCGCGCUGCCCUUCCUCCACAUCCCAGACCUUCACCUCUGUCUGCAGCAGCAAGAAUGAACCCCCAGCUGCUCCUGGCUGAGCUGAGAGCUUUCCCAGGUUUUCCCUCAGUGUCUCGGAAGACAGUUGGCUUGAAGCCUAAGUGACUUAGAGUCAUGACUGACAUGCGCCCCAAGAGCGUGGACAGGGGACCUUCACAGCUGACCUUCACCCCCUCCCAUGCCUCUGUGCCUCGGGGAGCCCCAUAGCCCUGGCCUCACACUCCAGUCUCAGGAUAGGAUUUUUAAUCACUCGCAGGCCUUUGGGAUGUCUGGGUUCCUCUCCUAGCCUUUGAGUUAGUGGAUCAGGCCAAGUGUGGCCCCUUUUUGCUUUAGGUGGUCAACUGAAUGCCACUGCUUCCCCCUCCCCCGAUUUUGUUGUCAAAUGCCUUUGGGGCUACUGGUGUCUGGCCAGGGACACUGAGCACCGGACCUAACUGACCUAUGCCUACCGCCCCAGCUCCCUGGAAUCAUGCCGCAGCCCCCUCAGGCCCUUGACCAGUAGCCCCCAGAGUGGGACCCAGCCUUUCUGAUGCCUUGCAUCAACAUGUCAUUCCUUCAAGCCUUACCUUUCUGGACAAUGUGUACAGUAUAGAUUUCUCUAGGGGCAAUGUGGAUAUUCAGUCUCUGUCCCAUCUCACCACACAUAACUUAUUUUUGCCUUAUGGGGUGACUCAAGCCCCACUCUGGCCAUCCAUUGGUGCCCCCUGCCCAGCACCAAAUGGGGACUGUGGUUGGAGACCCCAGGAAAAAGCAAGAGCUGGGCCCCUUGCCUCGGUGUACAUGACACCCUGUUUGCAGGGGUCCCAGGAGCUGGUGGGUGGGUAUUUUCCGCACUGGCUCCCCUAUCCUGCUGCAUAAUGCUCUUGGAAUUCUCCCCAAGAAGUCAGCCCCUAUGAGCCUAUCAGGGAAUUCCUUUUUUAUCUGCACUUUGGGUCUUAAAGCGCUAUCAGAUACAGUUGUUUUAAGAUAUGUGGGAAGGUCUGUGAGGACAGCCCUGGUUCGUCAUAGCCCAGUCUUUUUCCCCGGGCUAGUGGAAAACCACCCUCUUCGCGCACUGGCUAAGCCCUGCACACCCCACGUGCUUUCCAGAAGAGCUGUGCCUCCUGACCUUCCUGCUGGGCCAGGGGCUGGCUCUAUGUGUAUGUGAGUGUAUAAAUAUAUAUAUGAUAGAGAUCUAUUUUUUUUCUGGAAUUCUGUUAGAAAAAUAGUAAAAGGAAAAAAAAAAAAAAACAAUGCUGUCAUUGAUUUGCCUUGGGCUGCCGGAGAUAUUGGUGGUCACUUGUUGGUACUAGAAAAGGCACCAAAUGCAUAGCAACGUGAAGCAUCCCCCUGUAGGAAGCCUCAGAGGGGGCCAAGGCUGAAUAAAGAGAUCCUUGAAGGGAAAGCAGAUU
Talpa occidentalis (Iberian mole) is the source of this 4757-nucleotide messenger RNA. It is a transcript of the gene TTC7A, whose product is annotated as tetratricopeptide repeat domain 7A. Bases 357 to 2933 code for a protein of 858 amino acids. The record is from RefSeq and is a predicted model, not a curated record. The transcript is spliced from 20 exons. Lineage: Eukaryota; Metazoa; Chordata; Mammalia; Eulipotyphla; Talpidae. Gene Ontology annotation, cellular component: plasma membrane. Gene Ontology annotation, molecular function: protein binding. Gene Ontology annotation, biological process: protein localization to plasma membrane; phosphatidylinositol phosphate biosynthetic process.